Branchiostoma floridae (Florida lancelet) is the source of this 6972-nucleotide messenger RNA. RefSeq names its product mucin-22-like. The record is from RefSeq and is a predicted model, not a curated record. The coding region runs from base 1 to 6972 and encodes 2323 amino acids. Gene Ontology annotation, molecular function: calcium ion binding. The transcript has 14 exons. NCBI's taxonomy places the organism in Eukaryota, Metazoa, Chordata, Leptocardii, Amphioxiformes, Branchiostomatidae.
AUGUGCUGUGCGGGCUCCACUGCAGCAUCGACAACAGUAGCGGACUCCGCUGCAGCAUGCUCCACUGCAGCACCGACCACAGCAGGGGGCUCCACUGCAGCACCGACCACGGUAGCGGGCUCCACGGCAGCAUCAACAACAGUGGCGGGCUCCACGGCAGCAUCGACAACAGUAGCGGGCUCCAUUGCAGCAUCGACAACAGUAGCGGACUCCACUGCAGCACCGACCACAGUAGCAUGCUCCACUGCAGCACCGACCACAGCAGGGGGCUCCACUGCAGCAUCGACCACGGUAGCGGGCUCCACAACAAUAAUAGUAGCGGGCUCCACUGUAGCACCGACCACAGUAGCGCGCUCCACGGCAGCACCGACUACUGUAUUGGGCUCCACUGCAGCAUCGACAACAGCAGCGGGAUCCACUGCAGCAUCGACCACAGUAGCGGUCUUCGCUUCAGCUCCGACUACUGUAGAGAGCUCCACGGCAGCAUCGACAACAGUAGGAGACUCCACUGCAGCAUCGACAACCGUAGCGGGCUCCACUGCAGCAUCGACAACAGUAGCGGACUCCACUGUAGCACAGACCUCAGUAGCGGGCUCCACUGCAGCAUCGACAACAGUAGUGGGCUCCACUGUAGCACCGACCACAGUAGCGGGGUCCACGGCAGCAUUGACAACAGUGGCGAGCUCAACUGCAGCACCGACCACAGCAGGGGGCUCCACGACAGGAUCGAAAGCAGUAGCGGGGUCCACGGCAGCAUCGACAACAGCAGCGGGCUCCACGGCAGCAUCAACAAAAGUGGCGGGCUCCACGGCAGCAUCGACCAUAGUAGUGGGCUCCACUGCAGAAUCGACAACAGUAGCGGGUUCCACAACAACAACAAUAGUAGCGGGCUCCACUGUAGCACCGACCACAGUAGCGCGCUCCACGGCAGCACCGACUACUAUAGUGGGCUCCACUGCAGCAUCGACAACAGCAGCGGGAUCCACUGCAGCAUCGACCACAGUAGCGGGCUCCGCUUCAGCACCGACUACUGUAGAGGGCUCCACGGCAGCAUCGACAACAGUAGGAGACUCCACUGCAGCAUCGACCAAAGUAGCGGGCUCCACUGCAGCACCAGCCACAGUAGGGGGCUCCACUGCAGCACCGACCUCAGUAGCGGGCUCCACUGCAGCACCGACCACAGCAGGGGGUUCCAAUGCAGCACCGACCACAGUAGCGGGCUCCGCUUCAGCAUCGACUACUGUAGAGGGCUCCACUGCAGCAUCGACAACAGUAGCGGGCUCCACGGCAGCAUCAACAACAGUAGCGGGCUCCACGGCAGCAUCGACCAUAGUAGUGGGCUCAACUGCAGCAUCAACAACAGUAGCAGGCUCCACAACAACAAUAGUAGCGGACUCCACUGUAGCACCGACCACAGUAGCGCGCUCCACGGCAGCACCGACUACUGUAGUGGGCUCCGCUGCAGCAUCGACAACAGCAGUGGGCUCCACUGCAGCAUCGACCACAGUAGCGGGCUCCGCUUCAGCACCGACUACUGUAGCGGUCUCCACUGCAGCAUCGACAACAGUAGGAGACUCCACUGCAGCAUCGACCAAAGUAGCGGGCUCCACUGUAGCACCGACCACAGUAGUGGGCUCCACGGCAGCACCGAGCACAGUAGCGGGCUCCACUGCAGCACCGACCACUGUAACGGGCUCCAUGGCAGCACCGACUACUGUAGUGGGGUCCACUGUAGCAUCGACAACAGUAGCGGACUCCACUGUAGCACCGACAACAGUAGCGGGCUCCACUGUAGCACCGAUCACAGUAGCGGGGUCCACGGCAGCAUCGACAACAGUGACGAGCUCCACAGCAGCACCGACCACAGCAGGGGGCUCCACAGCAGCACCGACAACAGUUGCGGGCUCCACGGCAGCGCCGACAACUGUAGGGGGCUCCAAUGCAACUUCGACAACAGUAGCGGGCUCCACUGUAGCACCGACCACAGUAGCGCGCUCCACGGCAGCACCGACUACUGUAGUGGGCUCCGCUGCAGCAUCGACCACAGUAGCGGGCUCCGCUUCAGCACCGACUACUGUAGUGGGCUCCACUGCAGCAUCGACAACAGUAGGAGACUCCACUGCAGCAUCGACCAAAGUAGCGGGCUCCACUGUGGCACCGACCACAGUAGCGGGCUCCAUGGCAGCACCGACUACUGUAGUGGGCUCCACUGCAGCAUCGACAACAGUAGCGGGCUCCACUGCAGCAUCGACCACAGUUACGGGCUCCAUUGCAGCACCGACUACUGUAGUGGGCUCCACUGCAGCAUCGACAACAGUAGCGGACUCCACUGUAGCACCGACCUCAGUAGCAGGCUCCACUGCAGCAUCGACCAAAGUAGCGGGCUCCACGGCAGCACCGACCACAGUAGCGGGCUCCACUGCAGCAUCGACAACAGUAGCGGACUCCACUGUAGCACCGACCUCAGUAGCAGGCUCCACUGCAGCAUCGACAACAGUAGCGGGCUCCACUGUAGCACCGAUCACAGUAGCGGGGUCCACGGCAGCAUCGACAACAGUGGCGAGCUCCACAGCAGCACCGACCACAGCAGGGGGCUCCACAGCAGCACCGACAACAGUUGCGGGCUCCACGGCAGCGCCGACAACAGUAGGGGGCUCCAAUGCAAUUUCGACAACAGUAGCGGGCUCCACUGCAGCACCGACCACAGUAGUUGCCUCCAAGGCAGCGCCGACAACAGUGAUGGGCUCCACUGCAGCAUCGACAACAGUAGGGAGCUCCACUGCAGCACCAACCAUAGAAGGGAGCUCCACUGCAGCAUCGACAACAGUAGGGAGCUCCACUGCAGCACCAACCAUAGUAGCGAGCUCCACUGCAGCAUCGACAACAGUAGCGGGCUCCACGGUACCGCCGACCACAGUAACGGGCUUCACUGCAGCACCGAAGACAGUAGCGGGCUCCACUACAGCACCAACAUUAGUGGGGGGCUCCACUGCAGCACCGACGACAGUAGCGGACUCCACUGCAGCACCGACGACAGUAGCGGGCUCCACUUCAGCAUCAACAACAGUAGCGGGUUCCUCCACAGUAGCGGGCUUCACUGCAGCACUAAUCUCAGUAGCGGGCUCCGCUGCAGCAUCGACAACAGUAGGGGGCUCCACUGCAGCAUCGACAACAGUAGGGAGCUCGACUGCAGCACCGACCACAGUAGGGCGUUCCACAGAACCGACAACUGCACUAUCUGGAACGACACAAGGACCCACCACAGCAGCUUCAGCGACGACAGUAGCUGCAACGACUCCAGCAACAACCACAGGACAUACAACGACUACCUUAGCUGCAACAGUUUCAGUAACAACCACGGCAGCUACAACGAUUCCAGAAGCUGCCACGACUCCAGCAACAACCACAGAAGCUGCAACGACAACAUUAGCUGCAACGACCCCAGCAACAACCACUGCUGCUACAACGGCUACAGUAGCUGAAACGACUCCAACAACAACCACAGCAGCUGCAACGACGACAGUAGGUGCCACGACUCCAGCAACAACCACAGCAGCUAAAACGACUACAGUAGCUGCAGCGAGUCCAGCAACAACCACUGCUGCUACAACAAAUACAGUAGCUGCAACGACUCCAACAACAAUCACAGCAGCUACAACAACUAUAGGAACUGAAACGACUCCAACAGCAACCACAAUAGCUUCAACGACGACAGUUGCUGCCACGACUCCAGCAACAACCACAGAAGAUACAACGACUACAGUAGCUGCAGCGACCCCAGCAACAACCACAGCAGCUACAGCAACUACAGGAGCUGCAACAACCCCAACAACAACAACCACAGCAGCUACAACGACUACAGUAGCUGCCACGACUCAAGCAACAACCAAAGAAGCUACAACGACUACAGUAGCUGCAGCGACCCAAACAACCACAGCAGCUACAGCAAGUACAGGAGCUGCAACGACCCCAACAACAACCACAGAAGCUACAACGACUACAGUAGCUGCCAUGGCUCCAACAACAACCACAGAAGCUACAACGACUACAUUAGCUGCAGCGACCCAAACAACCACAGCAGCUACAGCAACUACAGGAGCCGCAACAACACCAACAACACCAACAACAACCACAGCAGCUACAACGACUACAGUAGCUGAAGCGACCCAAGGAACAACCACAGAAGCUACAACGACUACAAUAGCCACAGCGACCCAAACAACCACAGCAGCUACAGCAACUACAGGAGCUGUAACGACCCCAACAACAACAACAACCACAGAAGCUACAACGACUACAGUAGCUGCCAUGACUCCAGCAACAGCCACAGAAGCUACAACGACUACAUUAGCUGCAGCGACCCAAACAACCACAGCAGCUACCGCAACUACAGGAGCUACAACGAUCCCAGCAACAACCACAGCAGCUAAAACGAAUACAGUAGCUGCAGCGAGUCCAGCAACAUCCACUGCUGCUACAACGACUACAGUAGCUGCCACGACUCCAGCAACAACCACAGCAGCUACAACGACUACAGUAGCUGCAGCGACCCAAACAACCACAGCAGCUACAGCAACUACAGGAGCUGCAACAACCCCAGCAACAACAACCACAGCAGCUACAACGACUACAGUAGCUGCCACGACUCCAGCAACAACCAGAGAAGAUACAACGACUACCCUAGCUGCAAUGACCCCAGCAAUAACCACAGAAGCUACAACGACUACAGUAGCUGCAACGACCCCAGCAAUAACCACAUCAGCUACAACGGCUACAGUAGCUGCCACGACUCCAGCGACAACCACAGAAGCUACAACGACUACAUUAGCGGCAACGACUCCAGUAACAACUACAACAGCUACAACGGCUACCGGAGCUGCAACGACCCCAACAGGAACCACAAAAGCUUUAACGACGACAGUAGCUGCCAUGACUCAAACAAUAACCACAGCAGCUACAACUACAUUAGUUGCAACGACCCCAACGUUUCCAGCAACUACCACAGCUGCUGCAACGACAACAACACAAGUCACAUCUGCUAUAGCAACUCCAGCAUCAACAACAACAUCUGGAACCACAGUCGCAAUAACCACAGCUUCAACGAAUACAGCAACAACAUUAGAAGCUGCAACCACUACAGCAACAAGCACAGCAGCUGCGACGACUACAGAGCCCACCACAACAGCAGUCACAACUACAGAACCCACAACAACAGUCACAACUACAGAACCCAAUUCAAUAACAGUCACAACUACAGAACCCACGACAACAGCCACAACUACAGAACCCACGACGACAGUCACAACUACAGAACCCACCACAACCACAGUCACAUCUACAGAGCCCACCACAACAAUUACAGCUACAGAACCCACCACAAUAACACAACUUGAAAGAAAUGGAAGCAGUCGUGGCAUUCUAGACAGCAUCAGGUUACAAGCCAUUACACCCUGUAUCCGGUUCUGUGGCUUUGGAAGCUGUUUUGUGGAUGACGGCACUCAGAAGUGUGACUGCAACACAGGAUACGGUUUUUUCGGCCUUUCCCAGUUUUGUCUAGAUGUCAAUGAAUGUGAAAACGGUUUGGAUUAUUGCUUGGGACGACCAGCCUGUGGGUCUAACGCAAGGUGCAUCAACUCUCCGUACGGCUCGUACACGUGUCGGUGUCCCAGCGGCUAUACUGGUGAUGGGAGGACAACGUGUGAGGAUGUAGACGAAUGUUUGUCGGCACCAUGUUCCGAGUUUGCCAACUGCACCAACACAGCAGGCAGCUACACUUGUCAGUGCCUGGACGGAUACGUGGGGUCUGGUACAGUUUGCACAGAAAUCAACGAGUGUAACUCCAACCCCUGCAUCGGAGGAACAUGUGUGGAUAGGAUCAACGGUUACAACUGUAGCUGUCGGGAGGGGUUCGCUGGUGAUAGGUGUGAGAUAAACAUCAAUGAUUGUGACCCCCAACCCUGCCUCAACAAUGGGACGUGCAGUGACAGGAUCAACGCUUACAGCUGUGACUGUGUGGAUGGGUGGGAGGGAAACAACUGUCAACAGGAUAUCAAUGAGUGCACAUCUGAUCCUUGUAACCGGAAUGCUGACUGCAACAACACGAACGGCUCCUUUACCUGCACCUGUAAACAAGGUUUCCAUGGAGAUGGAUUUGCAUGCACAGAAACCGAUGAGUGUGUUUCCAAUCCCUGUCAAAAUGGAGCAGACUGCAUGAACGGACUGAACAAGUACACGUGUGACUGUCCAAGUGAAUGGCAGGGCGUUAACUGUGAGGAAGAUGUCAACGAGUGCCUUCUCCAAAAAUGUCACAAAAACGCAGUCUGCAACAACACACGGGGAAACUACACCUGCACGUGCGAAGAAGGUUUUUAUGGAAAUGACCUAACACAGGAAAACCUCAUAUGUAGAGAAAUUAUCCUGUUUCCAUACGGUGAAGAACAAGGCGACACAUCGCUACCUGACACAGACCAACACAAAGACAUCUCAUUACCAUCAUUGAUUGAAAUCAGUAUAGGAUUCCCCUUCUUUGGGGAGUUCUACUACAGCCUUUACUUCUCAGAUAACGGGCUGAUGGUGUUUCCACCGACGGCGCAGUCCCGUGCACGGAGAGAACCGUACCCCAACCCCAGCCCGUUCAGUAGUGACAACACGGUACAGGCAGGGUUCCCUCCUAUGGUAGCAGCUUCCUGGGGAGAUGUUGAUCUAACAACUGAUGUUGGGAAAGUGUGGUAUCAGGUGUACAAUUCAAUUGAUGACACAUCAGUUGACAAUGCCACUCAAGCCAUGUUUGACAUGGUAACAGGGAGAAUGAACCAGUCUUUCAGCGACCCCUUUGUACCUACCUGGGUUCUGGUUGUCACCUGGGACAGUGUGCCGUCCGUGGAAGCAAGAUAUACCAAACAGAACCCAAACACAUUCCCAAGCAGUGCUGGCCACAGAUGGGUCAGACUCCGUUGCGUUCCUAACCUAUAA